Messenger RNA from Aphanomyces astaci, 1532 nucleotides. RefSeq lists its product as hypothetical. NCBI's taxonomy places the organism in Eukaryota, Oomycota, Saprolegniomycetes, Saprolegniales, Verrucalvaceae. The coding region runs from base 31 to 1437 and encodes 468 amino acids. The record is from RefSeq and is a predicted model, not a curated record. The transcript has a single exon.
ACCAUAUUCAGAUAGACCACCCUAUACAACAUGGCCUCGCCGAAGUCACCCGCUGCGUCGUCGGCGGCAAGCGCCCAAGGACCCCCUCCAACGAACCUCGCAGCCUCUCCAUUGUUAUCAACUCCUACCUUUACCCCUGUGGCUGUUACGACGACGCUGGCAUCAACCACCCCCGGAUUGCCGAAGACCGCAACAACAACAUCAGCUCCCGUGACGGCACAGCUCACACAUUCUCUCGUUGCCAACGGAUCAUCGAUAACACUGCCAUCGACCACAAUCACUUCACCCAAGCCAGCUUCAACGACGGCACGCCCUUCAACAAGUGCCUCAACUACCACUGCAGCUCCAUCGUCAACUCCAAUAUCCCCACCCUCAGCCAGAACUCCAACCCCUUCCAUCAUCACCUCGGCAAGAAGCUCUCCCCCCUCUGUUGUGAAGGUCGCAUGCAUGACAGAUACGUACGAAUGCCGAAGCGGGCUUCUCGUUGCAAGGGAUCCAUCGAACGACUGCAAGUUCUACCCGUGUCGCGACGCAGACAACGAGACGUCUCCGCCACUCUCCACGGCACCAAAUACCACCGCAGCAGUCGACACAACUUCGUUCCCUUCGAACAUCACCCACCGCAAAUUCCAUGACUUUACUCCUUCCAGCGCCUUAAACUGGACAGUCGCCGACUCGACCAUUCCCGCCGAGGUGUCGGCCGCGGCCCUUCGAGCCUUCCUCGCGUACAACGAUUCCUCGGUCUGUGACCAUCUCGCCGUCGGCAUCACCUCUGCCGAACGCGCCGACCUCCCGUCGUCGCGUGCGCUGUUCCACGUGGUCAUGGAUGUGAGUUGCACGUUGAACACUACCAACCAAACGUCGGGAGUGUAUGUCUUGGAACUUUUGACAGAAUCGGGUCCGCCGUCGGUAUCUUUGACACAAUGUGGGGUCCUGGCCAACGGAACCCUGUCCAACUGGCUGACCCAGCACAACCACUCGACGGCAUGCCAGACUCCGCGGGAGCGACUCGAGUACAUCCAUCAGCCCCUAGAGCACACGUUGCAUCUGCCCAAGGAAGGAUCGACGGCACAUUCUUCCCAUGGCAUGUUCAGUGACCUGGCGGCGCUAAUGGAGAAGCCCACGGUGCUGUACCUGUUUGUAGCUUCGGUGGCCGGCAUUGUGCUGCUAGCGUUUGGGUUUGCCGUGGUCGUCGGGCGGCGGCGCAUUGCAGCGAUGAAGCGACGCCAGAUGGAGCGAAGUAUCCUGGAAGAGGUGGCCACGGGACGAAUCGAGGAGCGCGCGCGGGAGGCGGAGGCGCGGCGCCGCCAACAAGAGGAAGAAGUGGAGGACGAGAAGACCCCCACGGAGACGGACGCGCUGGAUUACAUUGGGAAGGCCCAUCGAGACAAGAAUGAGCGACGGGAUGGCGGCCAAAGCAUCUUUACAAUAGAGUAACGGUCACGCAAGUUGUCGAUGACUAGUUUGCAAGAGCUUGGAUUGUAGUGACUAGUAUGUUUUGCUAAUAAUAUGGAGAUUUGUUGAUCCUGAGA